AUGCAACAUGAUAGGGCGAUGGGCGAAAUUAAACCUGGGAGAAAAUUAUGGGUUAUGAUAUAUAUAGUUCCAUGGUUUAUAUUAGGUUUUUUAACAGCGAUAUUUUUACGUAAUUCAUCAAAACAAUCCAAAAUCACAGCAUUAGAUCCGAAACCAAUAGGUUUUUCAUGGAGCUCAAUUCCAUGGAAGAUCAAUACUGAUAUCAAAGUCUCAAUUGACCCGACUUAUCAAAUUGUUUUUUCAGGACAACCAGAUCAACACGUACAAAAUGUAUAUAGAGCAGCAGUUAACAUCACCGAGCCAUAUUAUGCAAAAGUAGCAUCGUCAUGCCUUUCAAAUGACGGGUUUGUCGUUCAUUCAAACAAAGAAUAUCCGAAUAAUCACCCAUGGUUUCCGAAAUUCGAUUUGAAUAAGUAUCUUCAACAACCUAAGAAGUCUACUUACUAUCCUAGAGUCAUAUUUGCACCACAAACAGCAGAAAUGUCAGAUCAAUUCUUUAUUUCAAAUGUUUUCCCACUUUUAUUCUCAAUUCCCGAUAACAUACUUUCCUCAUCUGUUAUAGCAUUUACUAAGAUGGAUCCUGCUCUUAAAGAUUUCUUAAAAUCAAUAGAUUUCAAAUUAGAAAACACAGUAACGACAGAAAGCGGCAUAGUAUGUGCAGAAGAAGUAAUUAUUCCGAAAAUACCAGAGCCAAAUCAAGUAACUCAAGUUGCAAAUACAAUUAUGACAGAAUCAAUUUCAUUUUCCAAUACAGGACAAGUAGCCAUCCUUGUAACAAGCGAUGGCGAUCAGAAAUUAAGAAGGCGUGAUGCAAUUCAAAAUAAACUAGCAAACAGCGGAGAUUUCGUUCAAAGAUUCCAAAAGAGAUGGACAUUGACAGAUAAAGUUGCUGCUGUUGCUGGAUGUAAGGUAUUCAUUGGAUUUAACGGCGAACAAUCAAAUUUGGUCGCGUUUUUGCCAAAAGGAUCAAAAUUUAUCGAAAUUCAAAGAAAUAAUGUGGUUUCAAGAGCGGUUAUAUUGGCUAGAGCCAUUGGAAUUAAGACAUAUACUAUUUUUAUUCGUGAGGGAGACCCAAUUCCCGAUGAUAUUAUUGAUGUUAUUAAUAAUAUGAUCCAUGAUAGCUAA
This is a messenger RNA of Trichomonas vaginalis G3, 1125 nucleotides long. RefSeq names its product protein of unknown function, DUF563 family. The transcript has a single exon. The record is from RefSeq and is a predicted model, not a curated record. NCBI's taxonomy places the organism in Eukaryota, Parabasalia, Trichomonadida, Trichomonadidae. Bases 1 to 1125 code for a protein of 374 amino acids.